AUGUUUUAUUCAGGUCGUCCAUUGGUGUCUUUUGAAGGAAAAAACCGGAACUUAAACAUAGAUAUCGAGCUAGGCUGCUCUUCGGACCUCAAAAAGGAUUUAGAAAUAAGGUUGACAGAUGAUGAUGACUUUUAUUUUCUUUAUUCCAUUAGAAUUACAGUUGAUGAGUUUACCGAUUACUUACAAGCUGAAUGGAAUACACGCAGAUCAGCCCAAGAUGGUGUUCUCCGCUUCGAUAAGGAUACAAUUCGAGGUUUUAGUCCUCGAGUGCCUGUUCAGAGUAACCUGGUUGAUUGUGGAAUCUACCUACUUCAUUACGUGGAAAUGUUUUUCAAGAAACCUGUUCAAAGUUAUACGAAAGAUUAUUUCCAACACGAAAUGGCUGGUUGGUUCCCAGAAGCUACUGUCAGUAAGAAGCGUGCCCAAAUUCAUGACCUUUUGGUUAACCUACGAGAGCGUAAUCUGAGGGAGAAGGCUAAAAACUGA
Schistosoma rodhaini is the source of this 486-nucleotide messenger RNA. The record is from the annotation of a GenBank genome assembly. NCBI's taxonomy places the organism in Eukaryota, Metazoa, Platyhelminthes, Trematoda, Strigeidida, Schistosomatidae.